Moneuplotes crassus is the source of this 2276-nucleotide messenger RNA. The record is from the annotation of a GenBank genome assembly. Lineage: Eukaryota; Ciliophora; Spirotrichea; Euplotida; Euplotidae.
AUAAUUUAGGAUAUUUUCCAUGUUUACCAGAGGAAAGAAGACAACAGGAAUGUUCGGGCAAAUCAACCCUGAGAAGCGCAGCCUGUUUGACAGGAACAAUAAUGAUUCUGAAGAGACUAAGUCAAAGGGGGCAGCUGCAAACAACUUCGGCACACAGCCAGGACGGAACAUUUUCGGCCAAAGUGAGUUACAGCCAUCUACAAUUCAAUGAGCCAGCAGUGGACUAAGGUCACUUCGUAGAAAUGAUGCUGAUAUGGAAGGCACUGAAGAGACAAAGCAGGCAGAUAUUACUUCUUUAGCAAGGAAUGCUAACCAGGAUGGCUUCAAGAAGCUUACUGAUGAAGUUGAGGAAUCAAUUAUUCGUGCUUUGAGUGAUAACCGCAAAGAACAACUAAAAUGCCUUAAAGAGAUGAACCAAAGGAGAAACGAAGAAAUAAACAUCAAGAAAAUCCCAAUGAAAAUCGACUCAGACUCUCAUGGCUCUGUGGAUAUGGUCAAAAAGCCUAAUUUUGUCAAGGAGGCUAAUCUCAUGAACUUUAAGGAUCUCCAAAACUUCAGAAACAUUAUUGACAAACAUUAUGGAGAGCUUUCUCAGAAGUUUAGUAAUUCAAAAGACACAGAUGAGUUCGUCCUCACUGAGAUUAACCUGGUUUCUCUUUUCUUUUACUGCUUCCACCUUGUAGAACCGACCUAUGUCCCAUACUUGAUGAAGACAGUUGUAGAGGCUUUGAAUAAGAGAGUAGAGCCUGAUUUGAAUAAUAUCAACGAAGAGAAUGUUUCUAUGGAGCUAUUCAAACUUCUCCACACACUCCAAUUUGAGAAGGCUUACGAGCUCCUGUCAAGUUUCGAAAAGAGCGCUGAUGUUUAUGAGGAAAUUGGGAACAUUAUUCAUCCUAUCAAGCAAUAUUUCACUAAUGGAUUCACUCAGUCCUAUCAGAAUUAUGAAGUAGAGCAAAUGUUUAACAAUAUGACAGUAAGAGCCAAGCACAGCUAUGAUUUGUAUUCCCAUAUCGAGAACUUGGCGGAAAAGCCAGAGAUUAAGAGAAUCUUGCCAUGCUUAAAACUUCUUUCAGGAGACCUUGAAGCCACAAUUGAUGAUAAGAAGACUGAGAUCCUUCAUGAGCUUUGCUUGAGAUAUAUCUACACUCGUGCUAUUCCAAAUGAAGAGAAUAAGCAGGAGUGGAAGAAUGAGCUACUCGAGCAGGUUGCCCAGCUAACUGAUAAAGAUCAGAAGGAAUUCCAUAUUGAAUUCCUUGACAUAAUCCUAGACGAUCCUUACCAAAAGUUUGAUGAUAUAAAGGGAAGAUACCCCGCUUGGCUGAGUGAAUUCUUGCUCUAUCUUUGGGAUACCAAUGGAAUACUCAAUGAGGAGCCAUUCCGUGAAUGAGUAAAUCUUGACAUGAAGGACGAUUGCACCAUUAUCGAAGCUGGCACUGAAGAAUAUGUCAAGUACAUUAUUUCACUUGAAUUAAAGGAUUCCAUUAAUAUCUGUGAUCCGUACUUGAGACUUCUUGAUGACGAGGGCAUAGUCGAAUGUUUAGCUGCGUUAAGCAAGUUUGACUACUCCCCAGGUGAUCAGAAUUCUUAUCUCGCGUACAGGAAGAUUUAUGAAAGAGAGUACAAGUCCAGAGAGAUUGAAGAGCUUAAAACCCAUUACGAAGAAACCAUUGUUGAUGGCAGAGCCAAGCACUUCCAAGAUCAAGACAAAGGAAAGGAAGCCAGAGCUAAUUUUUAUGAAGUCCUCAAGCAUUUCUCUGAGAGAAGAAGUCUCCAGAAGUUUAAUAUGGAGAUAAUUAGAAGACUUAACGAGAUUUUCCAGAAGAAUAUUGACCCAAGUGACCUUAUUGAUGAAGAAAUGCCGGAAUUUUCUGUAUGGAGGAAGAGAUCAGAGCCAUUCAACUUCCUUGCGACUUAUUGUGACUUAUUCUCAGCACUAAGAACAACGAAAGACAAUCAUAGUAUAAAUGAAUCGCUGAGAGAGAUCUUUGGCAUGAUAGAGAGUCCUAUUCAGUAUAAGAUCUUAGUGAUUCAUAUGGUCUCUAACUACCUCUUACACGAGGAGAUCAAUGUUGACCAGGCUAUUAUAAUGGAGAUGAUGACUCUUUUUGAGCAAUUUGACUCUAAAGAUCCCAUGCUGACUGAUAAGUACUUCUUAAACCCUCUACAGCCACUUAACUCCCAAGAUAAGCUACUGAUUAGAAAUGCAUUGAAGGACUCACUGACUUGUGGCCUAAUAAGAGGAUAACCUAAAUUUUGAAAAACGAUGUGAAGUUUUA